AUGAAAGAGUCUAAUGGAGAGCGCCGUAUUGUUCCUCUCCAAACUGAGGCCGAGAGGUACAACGCCUCGAGAUUGAAAUCCGAGAUCAAUGUACAGCGUUGCCACCUUGAAGCCGUGCAUGAUCGUCUCGAUACUGCCGCCUCCAAUUACGCCGAAGAAAUCGACAUUCUCAUUCGCAAGUUGAAGAAGGUGGAUGAGGGGGAUUCUACGUUGGAGUUGCACGUUGACGCCAUCAAUGACACCCUUGAAAAGAACAGAAACUCCAUGAGAGCGCUGAUCGCAAAUCUUGCCAGCCUCGCUGGCCUAACAAAGGCCAACAGAAAGCGUGAUAUUGAGGAAGAUGGGUUUCUUUUUGUCGACCGUGAGUCUAACUAG
Penicillium bovifimosum is the source of this 375-nucleotide messenger RNA. RefSeq lists its product as uncharacterized. The transcript has a single exon. NCBI's taxonomy places the organism in Eukaryota, Fungi, Ascomycota, Eurotiomycetes, Eurotiales, Aspergillaceae. Bases 1 to 375 code for a protein of 124 amino acids. The record is from RefSeq and is a predicted model, not a curated record.